GGUUCAAGCUUUGCAGUCAACUGUGAGUCCCGAGAGCCAGUCCUAAGCUAACACACUAACUCUGCAGCCUUCCUCACGACCCCAAGCCACCGAAGGCGGCGACACCUGAUCCAGCACACAAACGGGUCCCUUCUGUCCCCGGAUACAAUUUCGCGGCGGAGACGCACUCAAACUCACGCGCAGCAGCCAAGAGCGGAGGUCCAGACUUUUCCCCGGACUCCCUCCCGGCCAGCCGUGGCGCACUAAGCCCUGCAGGCUGUGUUCACGCCGCCAGUCCUCUCCCUGCGCUCCACUGGAAGCCCGAGCCUGCUCCCAGCCCCGCCCUCCCCGGCGGGUGAGCAGACAAGCCUCUCGGACUGGUUGCUUGCAGUGUUUGAAUGUUGAGAAGCUAUGAAGUCUUACACUCCGUAUUUCAUGCUCCUGUGGAGUGCUGUUGGGAUAGCGAAGGCCGCCAAAAUCAUCAUCGUGCCGCCAAUUAUGUUCGAAAGCCAUAUGUACAUUUUCAAGACACUAGCCUCUGCCUUGCACGAGAGUGGGCACCACACAGUGUUCCUCCUCUCUGAAGGUAGAGACAUCACGCCAUCUAAUCAUUACAGCCUCCAGCGCUACCCAGGGAUCUUUAACAGUACCACCUCGGAUGCUUUCCUGCAGUCCAAAAUGCGGAAUAUUUUCUCUGGGAGAUUGACAGCAAUCGAACUGUUUGACAUACUGGAUCACUAUACCAAGAACUGUGAUAUGAUGGUUGGCAACCGUGCCCUGAUUCAGGGUCUAAAAAAGGAAAAGUUUGACCUGCUGCUGGUGGACCCUAAUGACAUGUGUGGAUUUGUGAUAGCUCAUCUUUUAGGGGUUAAAUAUGCUGUAUUUUCAACUGGCCUUUGGUAUCCUGCCGAAGUGGGCGCUCCUGCCCCAUUAGCUUACGUCCCGGAGUUUAACUCACUCCUCACAGACCACAUGAACCUGCUGCAAAGGAUGAAAAACACCGGCGUUUACCUCAUUUCCAGAUUAGGGGUCAGCUUUCUGGUUCUUCCCAAAUAUGAGAGGAUAAUGCAGAAGUACAACCUGCUGCCGGAGAAGUCCAUGUAUGACUUGGUCCAUGGGUCCAGCCUGUGGAUGCUGUGUACAGAUGUAGCACUGGAGUUUCCGAGACCCACUCUGCCUAAUGUUGUUUAUGUAGGAGGGAUCCUCACCAAACCAGCCAGCCCACUACCAGAAGAUCUCCAAAGGUGGGUCAAUGGUGCUAAUCAACAUGGCUUUGUCCUGGUAUCUUUCGGAGCUGGUGUCAAGUAUCUGUCAGAAGACAUUGCUAACAAACUGGCAGGAGCUCUGGGAAGACUGCCCCAAAAAGUGAUUUGGAGGUUUUCUGGAACCAAACCAAAGAAUCUGGGAAACAACACCAAGCUCAUAGAAUGGUUACCACAAAAUGACCUGCUUGGGCAUUCAAAUAUUAAAGCCUUCCUGAGCCAUGGUGGUUUGAAUAGUAUUUUUGAAACUAUGUAUCAUGGUGUUCCUGUAGUGGGAAUCCCACUCUUUGGAGACCAUUAUGAUACUAUGACCCGGGUACAGGCAAAAGGUAUGGGGAUACUGCUAGAAUGGAAGACAGUUACUGAAGGAGAGCUGUAUGAAGCACUAGUGAAAGUUAUCAAUAAUCCCAGCUACCGUCAGAGGGCUCAGAAGCUUUCAGAAAUCCACAAGGAUCAACCUGGGCACCCUGUCAAUCGGACUGUCUAUUGGAUCGAUUACAUUCUGCGUCACAAUGGAGCCCAUCACCUACGUGCCGCUGUCCAUCAAAUCUCUUUCUGUCAGUAUUUUUUACUGGAUGUUGCCUUUGUGCUUUUGCUUGGUGCUGCCUUGUUUUACUUCCUCUUGUCCUGGGUCACAAAAUUUAUCUACAGUAAAAUCAAAAGUUUGUGGUCUAGAAAUAAGCAUAGCACAGUUAAUGGACAUUACCAUAAUGGAAUCCCCAAUGGCAAGUAUAAAAGAAAUGGCCACAUUAAACAUGAAAAGAAGGUGAAAUGAGCCAACAGCCCACCUGAUAGUAACAAAUCUGUUCAGUCAUUGAAUUUUUAUUGCUAUAAUUUAGUCUAACAACUACUAAAAGGAAAACAUCAGUAAACAAUUCUAACACUCCCUUAUCUGAUCUUACUAAUGAAAUUCUGUGGAAUUAAGAUGGCUGUAAAAAGCACAGACCUAAAAUGCAAAAAUGUAUUUUAUGCGAAUACUGAUGCAGAGAGUUUUGGCACUGAACCUUUUAGAAGCCUUAAUUAUUGAAAUCAAUUAAGUGACCGUGUCAGACUUUAGUUUUAAGUCUUGAUAUAUGUGUGUCCCAGAUAAGGAAUGGUUUCUUUUCUCUUAAAAAAGAUUUGUUUGUAUAUGUAUGUGUGUGUGUAUGUUUCCUAAUUAAGAUUAUUUCAGCCAGCUGCUUGUUACAUUUGUUGACGGUACAACACAUUCAAGAAUGAAAUAGAAAGAUGGUUAGGAUCCAGACGUUUCUCUUCUAGAAUUUCAUAUAUGGGGGCUCAGAACACUACCAUGAAAGAACACUUUUCCCUCAAAACUGAAUGCAGAGGAAGAAAAUGAAAAGAUAGAUGACACCGGUUUUUGUACUUUUAGGGUUUUUUUGUUUAUUCAUUUUAGGUUUUUUGUUUUGUUUUAGUUUUACUUUUCUUACAGACUGGAUACUUCUGGGGGAAAAAACAUACAAUUAAGUAAAUGUAUAAAUUGGUUGUCACGUUUUACUUCUAUUUCCUCCCUAUCAAUAAUUUGCCUCUGGGAGAAUUUUAUAGUUUUUUUCUAUUUCAUUUUAAUGAAUAACAGUAUGUUAAAUGUAUAAUUAAAACAAAGCAACAAAGCUCUGACUUUUGUUCAGGGUACUGAAGAUUACUGCUUCUAUGGCAUCUUUAAACAGGGUUGUUAUUUGAAUGUUUUGUAACUGUUUGAUGGCUUUUCUGUAAUGUAAUUUUUGAAUGUUCAGGUGUGGUAUUUCCAAAGUUUUAACUUUAACAAAACACCUCCUUCAUCCUAUUUUGUUGUCUGGGCCACACAGUCUGUUACAUAGGUGCCAACAUUUAAUUCUUUUCAUUGGAACAUUUGCUUUUCUCCAUAUUGGUACCUGCUUUGUCUGAGAGGUUUGAGAUCUGGUUACCAAGUCAAACUUUACAUGUUAUACAGAAGUGACAGAGAAAUUGUACUACUUGUUUGUGAAAAUGAGUUCCCACUCCCCUCCUCACUGCCUUCACCCUCACUUCAAUCCAUUGUGGCUGACAUGGGACAGGAAUAGUAUUCAUUUGAGGAUAGGGGUGCAAGUCACAGACAUCACAAAAUCAGGACCUCCCAACUGAACCGUUCACUUGCUGGCAACUACAAGUUUAUUCCCUGUCAUUCUGUUUACUUAGCAUUUGCACUACACAUGUUGAGUGUAUGCUUUAUUUAUUUGUAGUUUGACAUCUUAUGUCUGACAGCUGACAGUAGAAAAAUACAGCAUCUACCUAAUGACGUUCGCUAACAUGGGAAGAGUUGUGAAAAUUCUAGAAUGCUUAAAUCCUUAUCAUACACUAUGACAUACAACUUCAUCACACUCCCACCAGGAGCCACUCUCCUGUACUUAGAAAUAAUGUCACAAGUAGUUUUCUAGUGUACAAUGCAGGCAAAUAUAUUGCUGUCUGAAUACUUGAAGAAAUGGUAUUACACAUAUAAGCCUAUUAGUUAUACCUUUUCACAAUCUUAUAAUAUUGCCGUUAAAAGGGAAAAAAGACACAGGCAAUGAAUGGUGGGAUGGCAACAGGACUUAGAGUGUAUGAAUGAGUUGAUUUUGCUUUUUUGGAAUUGGAUAAAGGUGACAGUAGGCAUUCACUGGAUGAUUAAGCAUAAAUUAAUCUCCACUGUGAUAAAAACUUAAACAAUAAACAUUAUUUAAAAAUAGAGAAAUGUUGUUGGAAUAAAAUUUUUAUUCAGAUUUUAUUUCACAAUAUUAUGUAAAUCCAUUAUAAACAUGUUUCUGAGACAGGUCUCCCAACCUUUAUAUGUGUAUAUGAGUGUGAAAACAGUGUUACAUGUGAGAAUUUUUUUUAAUUAUUAUUAAACAGAGGUAUUUACCUUACAAGUACAUCAGCAUGGAUCUUAAAAUUGUCCCAUAAUUAAAAAUGUUAAGUGUAGGUAUUUACUGAUCAUUGUUGUUUUUUUUUGUUUUUUGUUUUUUUUAGUAAGCUUAUUGUUAGCCAGUUUUGGUAAAUAGAGUGAUUUUAAAUUUUCCACGCUUGGGCUAGAUUCUCUAAUAAAGUAAAGUUUUCAAGAAGGUAUUUAUUCAUUUAUUUUUUAAAAAGAACCUCUGCAAGUAUUUCUGUCGCUGGUCAUCAUAUCAAAUGCAAAUGAGAAUUAAGACAUCAAUCGUUUUUCCUCUAGAGCCAUAACUUUUAAUAUCCCUCCACAUAGACGUAGAGGCAGAAUUUGAAUGUCCGGGAUUGAAGGGGAGUGGUGUUUAGGUUAAAGUGGUGGUUUAUGAUUGAAGUUGGAGAAAGCUAGAGAUUCUCUCUUGAGGAUGUAGACACUUUGUAUUACAAUCUGGGGACAUUCUCAGACUCCCAAAUACAACAUUGAUACCUUCUGGCAAAGUCUCUGGUGGUGUUUAUCAACUUAGGUUUGGGAGUACUGUCCUUAAUGAAUCGCCUCUGAACCUUACCUAUCCAACAACUUAUUGACCACAUCUCCCGCUAGAUUGUGAUACACAACACCCCUCUCCAACUGCUGAAAUCCACCACACUAGAUCCACAGAGGACUCCAAUUCAGAAAAACCUAUUCAGGUGAUCUGCUAUCUGCCCCUGCCCUCCUUCCCUUCUAGGAACCAGUAGUGGUGAGGCACUGCUGAGACAAGACGUAGCAUCCUGUUUUUUUCCUACCCAUUUCCUGUUUCCACCAAAACUACAAGAAUAUUUAUGCUCAGAUGACCUGUCUCAGUGUCAUGCUCCCAGCUUUGCCUUGUAAUUAGGCAGAUUAGACAUUAUAAUUGGACACUGGGGGGCAUAAAACUUGUGAUGAAAUUAACACGAAAGAAGUUCAGUUUGUUGUUGUGAAACAUUUUGUGGACCAUUGUUAUUUAUAAAUGGUAAGAACCUUCUUUGAAAUACACAACUGUAGUGAAUUGAAGAGAGAAUAUUUAUUUAUAAGCAAGAACUCAGGAACUGCCAUGGAGGGGUGGGGAGUGGAAGUGACUUGACGUUCAGUGGAUGCCUGUCCCAUUGCAGACAGUAUGCUGGAUACCAGGGGAGUUUACAGAUGAUAAGGACAGUCUCUCCUUCAAGGAGCUUGUGAUCUAGUGGGAGACAUGGACACCGAAGUAACUAUAAUGUAAAGUGCUGGGGCCCAUGGCAGAUGUAUGUGCAGGGUACUGUGGGAACACUUGGGAGGCAAGAAUACAUGUCAAAGAAGCCUCUCUGUGUGCACCAGAGGAUCCACACUCACUACUGGCUUGUCUUGUAACACAAUGUCCAUGCUGUUAAUUGCUUCCUCAGGAACAUCCUCAUGAAUUUAUUUUUUGAAUCAGGUAUUGAAUUCAAGCUCUGAUUGUCUGAGGGUCAUGACUUUGAAGGCUUACCCCAACAUUUACUAAUCUUUAACUUUUGAAUUUCUUAUUUGUAUGAUGAUGGUCACCUCAUGGGCUUUUCUUGAAUACAUAUACACACACCACACACACACACACACAGACACACACACACACGCACAUACACUGUGCUGGCCAUUAUACUGAAUGUUUAAUACACUGUGUGUGCGCGUGCAUGUGUUUAAAGCAUUUAGCAUAAUGGCCUGCACAGGAUGAGCCCUCAAAUCUGUGGUAUUAGUCAUGGAUAUACUGAAUAGACUAACUUCUUUCACAUCAUCGUGCUUUCAGUUUUUGAAAGUUGUUUAGGAAAAUGUGUUUUAUUCAUUUCAUUCAUUUAUUCAACUAUUUAUUAAGGCUUCUAUUCACCUG
Molecule: messenger RNA, 5962 nt
Organism: Lagenorhynchus albirostris (white-beaked dolphin)
Lineage: Eukaryota; Metazoa; Chordata; Mammalia; Artiodactyla; Delphinidae
Gene: UGT8
Product: UDP glycosyltransferase 8
Exons: 8
Coding region: 391-2016 (541 amino acids)
Molecular function (GO): UDP-glycosyltransferase activity
Source: RefSeq, a predicted model, not a curated record